CCACCCCCCUGCCCACCGCCCCCCUCCCCGAUUCUUCUCUCCCCUCUCCUGCCUCUGCCGCAGGCCGCAGCUGCGCGCGUCCACCGUACUAGAGGCCCCCCCGAGCUGCGCGCCCGCUCGGCUCGAUCCCCCCCUCCCCGGCUCCCUGGUCGGCCCCUUAGCGGGGCUGGGCGGAGGCGCGGCCGGAGAUGUCGUCGUCGGCCGGGGGCGGCGGCGCGGGCGGCGGCGGGUUGGACAUCGCCAGCCUGCUCGACAAGGCCAAGGAGCUGGACCAGCUGAAGAAGGACCAGGACGAUGUGGUGGCCGAGAUCAACAAGAUUCACAAGAAGAUCCUCGCGUGACGAGAUGCCACCGGCAGGGGGAGGGGAGCUGGGGGUUCUGCUAAAGGAGCUCAACGAUCUGGAUCAGCUGCGGAAAGAGCAGGAGGUUGUCAUCACCAAGAUCAACAACGUGCACAGGGAGAUCUGUUCAUCUCCAGAGAUGGUUGAUAAAUCAGUUGAUGCCAUUUUGCUUAAGCUCCGUGGUUUAUAUACACGUGCAAAGGAGCUGUCUGAGAGUGAAAUCAGUGCCUCAACUGCUUUGAUUGGAUUAUUAGAUGGUCUUCUGCAAUCUGGGGCCUCAACUGCACAAAGGAAAAAGAUAGAAAUUGGUGAACAGAAAAAGAAGAGGAUCAAGUCUGAUACAGAUACGGCACGAUUUUCUGCUGCAUCUAUGAGGAACCAACUUGACCAAGCUGCAAACCUGAAAGGAGAGCAGGUUGCAGCUAGGGUAAAGUCAGAUGAUGAAAAAGAUGAGUGGUUUGUGGUGAAGGUCAUACAUUUUGAUAAGGAAACAAAAGAGUAUGAAGUACUUGAUGAGGAGCCAGGUGAUGAUGAAGAGAGCACCCAAAAGUUCGAGAGAAAGUACAAGUUACCUAUGUCUUGCAUUAUUCCAUUUCCAAAGAAGGGGGAUGCUUCCAGUGCUCCAGAUUUUGGGCAGGGUCGACAAGUCUUAGCAGUUUAUCCUGGCACAACAGCUUUAUACAGAGCUACUGUAGCUUCUCAUCGAAAGAUUGCUAAGUCAUUAAUGCUCUUGUCUUUCUGUCAUUAUCUUGAUGUGAAACCGGGCUGCGAAAAAUCCAGAGGAAGUCUGACGAUUAUAUUCUGGAGUUUGAUGAUGAUGAAGAGGACGGGUCUCUACCGCAAAGAGCGGUGCCGUUCUAUAGGGUGGUUGCCCUCCCGGAGGGCCAUCGGCAGUGAAGAUCUCGGGGUCGUCCUGCAGUGUAGUGUAACAGAGAGCGCAAGAAAAUAGGUGCAUCUGAGUGUGGUAAUAUAGUAAUUUUGUCUCAGCUGCAGCUGGCUGCCCGAGUCGGUGCAGACUAUGGCGCCUGUAAUUUGUGGGCAUUGAAAAUAAUUUAUGUGCGCUUGCCAUGCGUUCCUAGUUAAGAUCCCAAGCUCACCUAUCCUGUAAAUAGAAUGGAUCAGUGUUGCUUUCUAAUAAACUUGUGUCUGCCUCCGAACUUCUGAUAUAGUAUAUGCCAAAUUGAUCUUGUGAAGUGGUUACGAGCAAUUUAGCAAUGGUGAAUUUUAUUGACA
Molecule: messenger RNA, 1574 nt
Organism: Panicum virgatum (switchgrass)
Lineage: Eukaryota; Viridiplantae; Streptophyta; Magnoliopsida; Poales; Poaceae
Product: SAGA-associated factor 29 homolog A-like
Exons: 10
Coding region: 295-1290 (331 amino acids)
Cellular component (GO): SAGA complex
Source: RefSeq, a predicted model, not a curated record